Messenger RNA from Chiloscyllium plagiosum (whitespotted bambooshark), 4706 nucleotides. RefSeq names its product amine oxidase [flavin-containing]-like. NCBI's taxonomy places the organism in Eukaryota, Metazoa, Chordata, Chondrichthyes, Orectolobiformes, Hemiscylliidae. Gene Ontology annotation, cellular component: mitochondrion. The record is from RefSeq and is a predicted model, not a curated record. Gene Ontology annotation, molecular function: primary methylamine oxidase activity; flavin adenine dinucleotide binding.
UCUUAGCACAUCUGGCAGCAUCUGUGGAUAGAAAGCAGAAUUAAUGUUUUGGGUUCAGUGAUCCUUCUUCAGGAUUACCACUGCUUCACUGUUGACUGCAAAAUCCAGCUCAGUUUGUUACUGGAGAAUCCUACUGGAUUUGAUCUUAAAUCACCAAAAGCCAUUCACAAAAACAAAGUCAAGAUUAGGCCCAGAUUAUAAUUUACUGAGCUUCUUCAUUUGCUAUUAGUAGGACCUUGCUAUGUACAAAUUGGCUGUUAUAUUUUCCAAAGCACAAUUUUUAUAUUUAAAAAGUUGCUUUUAAAGUAUUAAAAUAACACGCCAUAAUAAAAUCCUUUCUGCAAAUUCAUUCAUUAUCUUUCUUUAAGAGAUGGAAGAAAGUUAAAAACUUUGAAUAUUUUUAAUUACCAGUUGAAUGCAGCAAUAAAAAAUGCAAGGUAUUAAUGUUUAAAAUUUCAAUGUCCGUGAAUGUUUUUCAUUACACCAUCUUUUGAUCUAUGUUUUGCUCAUCUUUGAGCUUCUACUUAUUAUGUAUCAUCAGCUGUCUUAAAUCGGAAUAAGCAUUGGUAGAGGUUACCAUGGCAUCUUGCUAUUGUGGGGUAUGCAAAUAAUUCCCUCUGACCAAAAGAAUAAAAUAUUUUAUAAUUGCUAAUUCCUUGUAUCUAGCAAAAUAGAAUAAUCCUGGCAAGUUAAAAUGGUACAGUUAUAUGUGGUUGAAACAGUGUCAUCAGCAUAGAGCUAUUAUAAGCUCUCAACAAUGUAACUUUUGAGAUAUAUGCUGAUUCUUGCUAUUAACAUGUAAAUCUGUUAGGUCUAUAUUUCUAUACAGAGCAAUUAGAUAGCUCUGCUUACAUUAAUUUGCACAACAAUGAACUCUCAAGUAUUUUAGAAAGUUGUUUCAUUAACAGCUACAAGAAAGGUAAUUUCAUGUUUUUUUGUACCAUUUUAGCCUUACUUUUACAAUUCAUGCUCAUAAACACUUACAUUUGAUUCUCAUCUUUGAUUCUUCACAUGAAAUAAUAAAUAUAUAAUCCAUAACAACCUUGUCAAUGGUCCCUCCUCUUGAGCAAGCAGGAGACAUCACACGUACACAGAUAAAAGAGGUACGCCUGUGUCGGGCAGUUUAACAGAUGAAGAGAUGCAGCCUAGACUGUACAACUUGAUUUAGUUACAGCCUAGAACCAAACACAACAGAUUGUAUAAAGGUAAAAGAAAUAAUCGAAUAGCCAUAUUCAGGAGCAUCUGCACAAAAGGCAGGUGAAAACUGACGGUAAAAAUGUCCAGUGGAAAACAAGAUGUGAUCAUCAUUGGAGGGGGCUUGUCGGGUCUUUCAGCUGCCAAACUCCUCAUAGAGAAGGGCCUCAAUGUGGUGGUUUUGGAGGCUAGAGAUCGUGUUGGAGGAAGAACAUACACUGUUCAAGGGCCGGAGUUCCAGUAUGUUGACUUAGGAGGAGCAUAUGUUGGGCCUACGCAAAAUCGGAUUUUGCGUUUAGCAAAAGAGCUGGGUAUAAAUACAUAUAAAGUUAAUGAGAAGGAACAACUGAUUCACUUUGUGAAGGGGAAAUCUUACUCAUUUAAAGGGCCAUUUCCUCCUGUGUGGAACCCUAUUGCUUACUUGGAUUACAACAACCUCUGGAGGACAUUGGAUGAAAUGGGAAAGAAGAUUUCUGCAGAUGCACCAUGGAGUGCUGAACGUGCAAUGGAGUUGGAUAACAUGACCAUGAAAGAGUUAAUUGAUAAACUUUGCUGGACAAGGGUGGCGAGAGAAUUUGCAACACUCUUUGUCAAUGUGAAUGUAACUUCAGACCCUCAUGAAGUCUCUGCUCUUUGGUUUCUGUGGUAUGUGAGACAGUGCGGAGGGACAAGGCGGAUAUUUUCUACCACAAAUGGAGGCCAGGAAAGGAAAUUUAUUGGUGGUUCGGGACAAAUCAGUGAGCGCUUAGCUGAGCGAAUGAAGGAUCGUGUGAAGCUGAACAGGCCAGUAGUGAGAGUGGAACAAACUAAGGGAACUAUCCGUGUGGUGACAUUACAUGGAGAGGAAUAUGAGGCUGAUUAUGUCAUUAGUGCUAUCCCACCAACCCUCAUUCAGCAAAUUCACUACAAUCCUCCACUGCCUCCAUUGCGAAACCAGUUAAUCCAGCGUGUGCCAAUGGGAUCCAUCAUUAAGUGUAUGGUUUACUACAGCCGGGCUUUCUGGAGGGAGAAAGGUUAUUGUGGUACUAUGAUGAUUGAAGAUGAGGACUCACCUAUCUCCCUGACACUGGAUGACACCAAGCCUGAUGGUUCGCACCCUGCAAUUAUGGGGUUCAUAUUGGCAAGGAAGGCGCGACUUUUACUUCGUCUCACCAAAUCAGAGAGGAAGCAACGAAUCUGCCAGAUUUAUGCCCGAGUCCUGGAGACAGAAGAAGCUCUAUAUGCUGUUCACUAUGAAGAAAAAGACUGGUGUGAGGAGCAGUACUCAGGUGGCUGCUACACUGCAUACUUCCCACCAGGGAUGUUCAUUCAGUUCGGCAAAGUUCUCCGCGAACCAUUCGGGCGGGUGUACUUUGCUGGUACUGAGACAGCCACCAAGUGGAGCGGUUACAUGGACGGAGCAGUACAGGCUGGGGAACGGGCUGCCAGAGAGGUGAUGUGUGCCAUAGGAAUUAUUCCAGAGACAGCAAUCUGGACCCAUGAGCCUGAGGUUCAGGAGGUCCCAAGUCGACCGAUCAUUACAACAUUCUGGGAACGACAUCUGCCUUCUGUGCCAGGAUUUUUGAUGGCGCUUAGCAUUUCCACAUGUCUGGCAGUUGCUGGAGUAGUCAUGUCCAGGAAAAUCUGUCUGCUUAGGGCUUGAAGAGGAACAGUUGUUUGGCAGUGGUUAGAAAGUUGUUGUCACAAACAGUAACUUUUUGAGUUCAUUAAUGGUGCCAUUUUGGCACUGAGGUCAGAGUUUGAUCCAUUCAGGGCAGCUGAGGGCUGGGUUAUUUCUGACUAUACUGGACAAAUCACAACUAGUACUGUAGAGACAUCAGAUCUUUCACUAAAGAGGGAUUUAUUGCAUUUUAUGAAGUUCUUGCGCAUGCAAGAACAUUGAAGUUCAAAGUGUUUACCAAAUCCCUUGAUUUGUUUUCUUCUCAAUUUCGUCCCAGUGAUCUUUAAUGUGAUUAAUCAUUUUGAAGACAAGAAAAUACAUCGAGCGGUAUGGUUCCGGAACUGAGGAGCUACUUUUCUGAAAGUGAACUCUUUAUAAUUCAGCUCCAUGCAGUGAACAUCCAUCACUGACAAAAAGCGAUAAUAAUAACUCACUCAAUUCUCGAGUCAUUGGGCUGAAUAAUGUGGCUUCUGGCUCAACUCUUUGUUUUCCAAACUACUGUCCAUAUAAAAGAUAUCAUCUAUGAAGAUUAUAAAGUUCUCUAUUUCACAUUCAAUGCAUGAUUAUAAACCACUGACAUGCUGCUUUCCUAGUCAAUGACACCAUCUGAGCUGCUCAAUUAAAUGUAUGGAGUAUCGAGUUAUUUAAUAUAUUGGGCAGUUUAGGUCUGCAUUUCCUUGGUUUAGGGAAAGGGUCCUCAGAAGGAUUCACACCAUCCAUAACCUCACCUCUAUUGGAAAGUAUAUACAGUAAUUUGGGCAUCAGACGAGAGCAAAGUCAGGUUUGUCCUUGUCAUAGUUCCUUUACGUAGAAUGCAGAUUUCUUCAGAUUUAUAGCCCUGAGUCUUCAGGAAUGAAUCGGAGAAAACAGGAACAACCUAAUCUGAAAAAAUAUUCUGAAAAUCAAGUAAAAAGUAGCCAGUUGUAAAAUAGGUAAUUAAAAUGCUAUGAUUUGAAAUGGCUGCAUUUUCUCUGAUUGACUAGCAGAGAUGAACUAGCCAUCCAGAUCCCCAGGCAAAUUGCCUGGACAUACAGAUUCGAAUGUCUUUGUGGCAGCUGGUGGAAUUUCAGUUCAGUUAAUAAAUCUGCAAUAGAGAGCGCACAGUAAAUCUCAGUAAUCUAUAAAGCUGUUACGAAAACUUGUAAAAACCCAUUUGGAUGACUAGAACCGUAGAACCAAAGAAAAUUUCCAAUACAGAAAGAGGCCAUUCAGCCCACUUGUCUGUGCUGUUUAAAUAAACUCACCAACUAUUUUAAUCCCACGUUUAAUAGCUGUACCUACUCUGUACCUUGACCAACUGUGUUACUUCACAUACAGAUCCAAGUUUCUUUUAAAUGAGUUAAAGAUUUCUGCCAAAACUCCAGACAUCUACCAUACUCUGGAUGAAAAAUCUCUUCCUCAAGCCCCCUUUAAUUGUUUUAAAAAUCAUUUUAAAUCAAUGCCCCAGGUAACUAACCACUCUCCUUGGGGAAACAGGUUUUGCCUGUUCAUUUGGUCCAUGACCUUCAUCAUUUUGCACACAUUGGUUACAUAGCCUCCUCUAAUCUGACUAAAUUAAGUCUGGUUUAUCCAAUUUUCCUCAUACAUGUAAUGUUCGAGCCCUGGCAACGUUCUUGUAAAUCUCCUCCAUACUCUCUCUAGAGCAAUUAUGCCCUUCCUGAAAUCUGGUGUCCAAAACUAUAUAAAAAACUCCUGCAGUGGCCUAACCAGGGUCUUAUAUAGUUCCAGCAUUAUACCCCUGUCUUCUUUAUCAUCUUACCUACCUGCCCUGCCAUCUCAGGUACAUGUGACAUGCAUUCACUGGAAUUUAGAUGAUUGAGGGGGGAUCUCAUAGAAACGUAUAAAAUCUUGA